Molecule: messenger RNA, 1565 nt
Organism: Vitis vinifera (wine grape)
Lineage: Eukaryota; Viridiplantae; Streptophyta; Magnoliopsida; Vitales; Vitaceae
Product: kelch repeat-containing protein At3g27220
Exons: 7
Coding region: 197-1483 (428 amino acids)
Molecular function (GO): protein binding
Source: RefSeq, a predicted model, not a curated record
GCCGGUGCCGGAUGAGGGAUGACUUAAAAGGAGAAAGUCGGGAAGGGAACGGAAACCAUUGGCGCCCACACUGUCUCAAAAAUUCUGUGAACCGUCUCUUUCUUCCCACCUUCACGCUGUAUUCUCUUUCUCUCUUUUUCUUCUUCGUUUUUUCUCUCUAUAAAUACAGAGGGUGAAUGGGGAAUCUCUGGUUUUCAUGGUGCCACACAAAAUGGCAAGGUCUACUGCAAAACACUACACUUCUAAGAAAUUGGUCCUUCUCGCAUCGUUUGUUGGCUUUCUCGGAGCCAUCCUCGUUGCUGAUUAUCUCUGGGCUUCCGCUUCCUUUGCCUAUUUAUCAAUCGCAUCCAACUGGGCUCUCACCAAAUCUAGCACUGUCGUCAUACCAACGAAUUUCGACGAAAAGCUCCAGCAGAGGGUAGAUGUUAAAGAUAAAAAGAACCGUACUUCAGGGAGAAUAUUAUCUGCAACCUUUGCUGAUUUACCUGCACCAGAGUUAAAAUGGGAGGAAAUGCAGCCAGCACCGGUGCCUCGCCUUGAUGGGGCCUCCAUACAGAUUAAGAAUCUCCUCUAUGUGUUUGCUGGAUAUGGCACACUCAACUAUGUGCACUCUCAUGUUGAUAUUUACAAUAUUACUGAUAAUGCUUGGGGAGGGAGGUUUGAUAUGCCAAAAGAAAUGGCACAUUCACAUUUAGGAAUGGCAACUGAUGGAAGAUACAUAUAUAUAGUCUCUGGACAAUAUGGUCCCCAGUGCAGAGGCCCAACAGCCCGUUGUUUUGUGCUUGACACAGAGACAAAAAAAUGGCAGGACCUUCCCACAUUACCAGCCCCUAGGUAUGCACCAGCAACUCAACUUUGGAGAGGCAGACUUCAUGUGAUGGGUGGCGGCAAGGAGAAUCGCCAUACACCAGGAUUGGAGCACUGGAGUCUUGCAGUAAAGAAUGGAAAAGCAUUAGAGAAAGAGUGGCGGUCUGAAAUACCCAUUCCCCGUGGGGGACCCCAUAGGGCUUGUGUUGUGGUUGAUGAUCGGCUUUUUGUUAUUGGUGGUCAAGAGGGUGAUUUUAUGGCUAAACCCGGUUCACCUAUUUUCAAGUGCUCACGGAGGCAUGAGGUAGUUUAUGAGGAUGUUUAUAUGCUGGAUGACGAGAUGAAGUGGAAAGUGUUGCCACCUAUGCCAAAGCCCGAUUCCCAUAUAGAGUUUGCUUGGGUUGUUGUCAACAAUUCCAUUAUCAUUGUGGGAGGCACAACAGAAAAGCAUCCAGUGACCAAAAGGAUGAUCCUGGUUGGAGAGGUGUUCCAAUUUCAUCUAGACUCACUGAAAUGGUCAGUUAUUGGAAAGAUGCCCUUCCGAGCAAAAACAACACUAGCUGCUUUCUGGGAUGGAUGGCUGUAUUUCACAUCUGGACAGCGGGACAGAGGACCAGAUAAUCCACAGCCAAGGAAAGUGAUAGGAGAUAUGUGGAGAACCAAGUUGAGCUUCUGAUCUUGUAUUUGCCACUGUAAUCUUGCUAAAAUUCUCUCAUUUCUUGCUCUUAUUAAUAUUAAUUAUUAUUAUUUUCUUCUAA